Molecule: messenger RNA, 2305 nt
Organism: Microplitis demolitor
Lineage: Eukaryota; Metazoa; Arthropoda; Insecta; Hymenoptera; Braconidae
Product: ATP-binding cassette sub-family G member 1
Exons: 12
Coding region: 331-2199 (622 amino acids)
Cellular component (GO): plasma membrane
Molecular function (GO): ABC-type transporter activity; ATP hydrolysis activity; ATP binding
Source: RefSeq, a predicted model, not a curated record
ACAGUUCGCGCCGCUUACAGUUUACUCCUCCACAUAUAUAAUAACAAUAAUAAUAAAAAAUAUUAACACUACACAAUAAACUCGUGCAUUGUCAUCGGGUCGUCGGCACAAUUUAUCGCUCGCAAUUUAAUUUUAUUACCGUGGUCUGUUUUUUUUUUUUUUUUUUUUUUUUUCAAUCACUCGAUAUUUUAUUUAAAUUAAUCUUAUUUUUAAUGUGACAAAUUAAGGAAAGAAGACUAUGCGAGAUUGCGGAUUAUGAGGUGCAAUUAAUGAGGAAGGAGAAUAAUAAAAUUGUAAAUAAAUUAACGAGCACGGAAGUUUAAGAUUGCAAUGGAUGAAACAUCUAAAGGUCUGGAGGCUAAUGUAUGUAUCGUACCUUUUGGACACGCGACUAGGAUGCCUCCGGUCGAUAUCGAGUUCUGCGAUCUUACGUAUUCAGUACCUACGGGUAGAAAAGGUAAAAAAUUAAUUUUACGAGGAGUCAGUGGUCAAUUUCGGUCGGGUGAGCUCACAGCAAUUCUCGGGCCAUCAGGAGCUGGGAAAUCAACGCUCUUAAAUGUCCUCGCCGGUUAUAAAUGUCUAGAAAUCGGAGGACUUAUUACGAUCAACGGUCAACCACGCGAGUUACGCGAAUUCAAGAAGAUGUCCUGUUACAUUAUGCAAGAAGACCUUAUACAGCCAAAGUUAACAGUCAUUGAAUCCAUGCACUUUGCUGCUGAUCUUAAACUUGCUAAUAAUGUUACUGAAUGCACGAGAAACUCUAUUGUAGAAGAAAUAUUAGAAACAUUAAGACUGAACAAUGCUAAAAACACAAUCUCUGAAAAAUUAUCUGGCGGUGAAAGAAAAAGAUUAUCUAUUGCAUUGGAACUCAUUAAUAAUCCACCGGUUAUUUUUUUAGAUGAACCCACUACAGGUUUAGAUGAAAUGUCAUCAAUGCAGUGUAUAGAUUUAUUACAGAGGGUCGCACAAGGAGGAAGAACAGUAGUUUGUUCAAUUCAUACUCCCAGUGCAAGUAUUUUUUCAAAAUUUCAUCACGUUUACGUCGUCGCUGACGGACAAUGUGUUUAUAGAGGAUCCGUCGACGACCUUGUUCCUUAUUUUGAGGACGUAGGAAUUGAAUGUCCUAAACAUUACAAUCCUGCUGACUUCGUAAUUGAAGUGUCCAGUGGGGAAUAUGGCGAGGGGUUUGUAGAUAAAAUGGUAAAAACAGUAGAAAAAAAAUUUCCACUGCAACCGAUAGAAAAAAAAAAAAAUCCAUAUAAUAAUUAUGAAUUUUUAAAACAAAAGAAAAUGAAAGCCUCAUGGAAAUUGCAGUUCAUUACGUUAUUUAAGCGUAUGAUGCUACAGCAUUAUCGUGAUCGUAACUAUAUGUAUUUAAAAAUAUCACUACAUAUAUUUCUGGGAUUAGUAAUCGGUGGGCUAUUUCUUGGUACCGGAAAUGAUGGUUCCAAGACACUGUUUAAUUUCGGUUUUUGUCUAGCCUGCCUUAUCGUAUUACUGUAUGUUCCAAUGUUACCGAUAUUAUUACACUACCCUACACAAGUACAAUUAGUCAAACGCGAGCAUUUUAACAGAUGGUACAAUCUCAGCCCCUAUUUUAGUGCCUUGACAAUGGCGACAAUUCCUGCACAGCUGAUAUUAAGCUCAAUAUAUCUAUCAAUGGUUUAUCUAAUAUCAGGACAACCAUUAGAACUUUAUAGACUCGCAAUGUUCUUCAGCACGUGUUUUGUAUGUGCGUUUAUCGCUGAAAGUAUGGGAUUUGCGAUAGCCAGCACACUCAGCAUUGUGAAUGGAAUGUUUGUCGGACCAGCGAUAACGGUCCCGCUGAUGCUGGUUGCAGUUCAAGGAUUAGGAAGUCCCGAUCCUCUACCAAUUUAUCGUACACUUGUUAUGUAUUCAAGUUACAUAAGAUAUGGUCUUGAAGCUCUUAUAAUUUCAACUUAUGGAUACAAUCGCGAGAAAUUACCGUGUCCUCGGGAGGAAGAUUAUUGUCAUUAUCGUGUGCCGCGUGAAUUACUACGAGCUAUGGGAAUGGAAAAUUGUGUUUUUUGGGUUGACUUUGCAGCACUUGUUGGAAUUUUAAUUUUAUUUAAAACGAUUGCGUUUUAUUUAUUAAGACAGCGAUUGCGGCCUAAUAAAACAUUUCGUGCCUUACAUCUCUUUGGAAGACUUAUUAAAAAUCGUUUAAGUAUUGAAUAAAUAUAUGAAAAUAUUAUUAUUUUAUAAUGUAGUGAUAAAUAUGUUGAUAAAUAUUUUUUUUUUAAAGUUAAUGUAAAUUAUAUUGAAUUAUUAUGGACUGAUUUAU